Messenger RNA from Lodderomyces jiufengensis, 2220 nucleotides. Its product is annotated as beta-mannosyltransferase. Bases 1 to 2220 code for a protein of 739 amino acids. Gene Ontology annotation, molecular function: mannosyltransferase activity. Lineage: Eukaryota; Fungi; Ascomycota; Pichiomycetes; Serinales; Debaryomycetaceae. The record is from RefSeq and is a predicted model, not a curated record. The transcript has a single exon.
AUGUUGAAAUUUUAUAAAUUUAGUUUAGCAUUAUUAACUAUAUCAUUUAUAUCAUUAAUAAUUAAUUUAUAUAUUAAUCAACCCAUAAAUGAUAUAAUUAUACCAACAACAAAUUUAAUUCAAACAAAAUUAUCAAAAAUUCAUAAUGAUAAUUAUAAUAAUCAUUAUAAACAACAUUUAAAAGAAAAUAAUAAAAAUUACAAGAUAAUAAUUUUUCCAAAUGAUUUAAAUUCAGAUCCAAAAAAAUUAAAUUCUUUAUAUGAAAAUCAAUUAUUUAAACGAGUUACAAAAAAUGAUAUUUUAAUUAUAAAUGAUGAAUUUAAUAUUAAAUAUCCUAAUAAUUUAAAAUUUGAAGAUUAUAAAGUUGAUAUAUUUGAUUCUUUUCAUAAUAAUAAUAAAAAUGAAAAAUUACUACUGAAAAGAAAUGAACAAGUAGAAGAAAGCAAAGAUUUAAUCAACAUAAUAGAUCAACCACAACCUCUACCUGAAGAGUCAGAAAAAUUAGAAUAUAAUUGUUCAGAUAAAUAUAGACAAAUAAAUUUCCAAGUUAGUGAAUAUGAAAAUAGAAAUGUUAAUUUAAAAAAAAUAUUAACUGAAUUUAUGAAAUCAUCAAGUCCAUAUUAUGAAGAAAUUAAAAUUUUAAUACCUAAUUUAAAACAACAAUUACAACAAAAUACUUAUACCAAAUAUUGGUAUCAAUUAAUUGGUAGUUCAGUUUGGUUAGAACAAUAUGGAAUUCAUUUAUUAACUUCAAGAAUUUUUUAUACUCGAAGUGGUAAUAAAGUUGAAUCUGUUAUAUCAUUAGUUUAUGUACGAGCAUUUGAUUCAGAUUGGAAUGAAAUUGAAAAUCUUGAAUUAAUUAUCCCUAAUGGAAACACAAUAACUAAUUAUAAAGAUUAUAUUGAAGAAGAAGAAGUCAAAACUCGUAAAUCAAAUUAUAAAAUUGUAAAAUAUCCUCAAUUUUUACCAAUACCAAUAUAUAAUAAUGUUCGAAAAAAAUUUGGAAAUUUUUAUGGACCUGAAGAUCCAAGAUUAAUUUUAAUUAAAAAUAAAUUAGGUUAUGAUGAACCAGUUAUAAUAUUUAAUUCAUAUCAUAAAAGAUUUUCAAGUAUUCCAACAGAAUUUAAAAAGAAAGGAUAUAAAAAUUUUGAUUUUCAUAGAUCAAUAUUUAUGGGUUGGUUAUGGGAAACACAACUUGGUAAAGAUAAUAUAGAUGAAUUAGAUGAAAAAUAUAAAAUGAAUGAGUAUGUUAAAAUUAAAGAAUUAGUAUUACCUAAUUUCAAAAGAAUGCUAAAAGAAAAAAAUUGGACUCCAUUUAUUGAUUUAAAUCAAAGAGAAAUGAUUGGUUAUGAUAAUUCAAUUAAUCUUAUAUAUCAAUUUCAAAAUUUAAAAAUUAUAAAAUGUUAUUUUCAUGAAGAAUGUUGUGAAUGGGAAUAUAAAAUGAAUGAAGAUACAGAUUUGAAUGCAUUUAGAGGUGGUACACAAUUAAUAAAUUUAAAAACAAUUUUAGGAAAAAUAAAUAAUCCUAAUGUCAAUAAAGAUAAAAAUAAAAAAAAUAAUAAAGAAUUAAAAAUAAGAAAUAAAAAAUUAAAUAAAUUAAAUAAUUUAUUAAAUUCAUCAUUAUCAAAUUUACAAAUUUGGAUAGGAUUUGCAAGAAUUUCAUUAGCUAAUUGUGGAUGUGGUGAUAAAUUUUAUAGACCAAAUAUGUUUGUGUUAAUUAAAACUAGUGAAUUUUAUAAAAUAUCACAUAUUUCAAAUAGUUUAGAUUUUAAUAUUAAUAUUAAACAAUGGGAUAUUAAAAAUCCAGAUUUAUGUUUUGGUAAAAAUUUAAUAAUUCCAAAUGGUAUAUCAUCAUGGGAAAUUUAUGAUAAUGGUAAUUCAAAAGAAGAACAAGAAGAUUUAUUAACUUUAUCUUUUUCAAGAGCUGAUGUAACUGUUGAUUUUAUUUAUAUAAAAGGAUUAUUAAACAGUUUAUUUAAAGAUAAAGAUGAUGAUUAUAUCUUUGGUUUAAAUCUUCAAGGUCUCAUUGAGAAUAAUAAUGAUAUUAAUCAAAUUACAUAUAAAGAUUUUAAAUCUAAUGAUUUUACGAAUUUUAAUAUUGAAUGUUCCAUUAAAAGUGGUGAACAAUAUUGUUUUGAUUAUGCAGUGGAAUAUAAUAAAACAAAAGAAACAAUACCUAUAAUAAAUAAACAAAUAAUACCAAAUAAUAAAGUAAAUUGA